Molecule: messenger RNA, 1846 nt
Organism: Punica granatum (pomegranate)
Lineage: Eukaryota; Viridiplantae; Streptophyta; Magnoliopsida; Myrtales; Lythraceae
Source: RefSeq, a predicted model, not a curated record
GAGUGUGUGUGUGCGCGUGUCAAGAAACCAAUGCUUGCAAACCCAAGAGCCUUCUUUUCUGUGAAAUGCUUUCCUUCAGCCUCCUUUGGGUUCUUUCCCCAGAGCUGCCUUGGGGCGAGACCAAGAACGCCGUGCAGCGCCGCCUUACAGAGCUCUGGCUGUCGCUCUUCUCCGAGAGAAUUUGAGCUCGGGGACAUGGAAGGUGGGACAGUCUCACUGCAAGAAUGGCAGGGGUGGGGGACUGUGUCCCCUGUUCCCUCUAUGGUUACUGAGGUCAUUCAAGACUUGAAGCUUCUGGAGAAAAUUAGUGAUGCCCAGAUGAGUUUCGGUGGCAAUGGCGGUAAACUUCAGGGAGAAUUCAAGGUAGUGGAAGAUAAAAAACACAGAGCAAAAUACGAGUCUCUAGGCGAUUCUGAGAAGAAACUCCAAUUUUUUUCUGCUAGACAGAUAGCAUGCCGCUUGCUGGGAAGCAGGGGUUAUCUCUGCCAAAAUUGUUGGCUUCCUACAGAUGAUUGUAUGUGUUCAAAGUUGAGGCAAUGCCGUCUUUGGAGUGGUAUGCGUUUCUGGUUGUAUAUGCACCCAAAGGAUUUCCUCAGGCAGAACAACACAGGGAAGUUGCUGUGGCAAGUAUUUGGAGUUCAAUCAGCAACUCUGUGCCUUUUUGGUAUUGCCGAGGAUGAAGAUAUAAUGUGGAAUACUUUCAAAGCGUCAGGCAAAAGUAAAGUAUGGUGCCUUUAUCCCAGUAAGAAUGGAGUGGAGAGGUCUGUCCAGGAUGCAUUAUGCCUAGCACAUACGAAAUUUGAAUCUGUUUCUGAUGUAAAGAAGGAUGAAGAUGAUAUUUUGCAUUUCGUUUUGAUUGACGGUACAUGGAGCAAUUCUGCGGCAAUGUUUAAGCGUAUGAAGGAGCGAGCAAAGUUGGUUUGGGGAGAUGAGGACCUUCCCUGUAUAUCUCUAGCUACCGGUGCAUCGGCUAUGCACAAGCUCAGGCCACAGCCUUCGUGGGACCGAACCUGCACAGCAGCUGCAGCCGUUGCCCUACUCUCUGAGCUUCAACUCAUAUCACAAUUUAGCCCCUACGGUUUUGAUGAGCAGGCAGAAGCGGUGGAAGAUGCCUUACGGGUUUUGUUGGAAGCUCUGACCACUCGGCGUAUUAGAAUGGGAAGGUCCAUCUCUCGCAAAGUCAGAUGCACCAGCAACAUCUGUUAGUGUCUGACCAUGAAAUAGAAUCAGCAUAGGAGAAAGAAGCAUACUCUCGUCUUAUGAGGUAAAUACUUCAACUAUGGAGUGGAAUUUUGAUUACCCUCUAAGGGCUACUCGCAUAUGGAAGUCUUCUCCCGGAUGGUAGCUUAACAUGACAGAUCCAUUCAAAAUUCCAAUCGAUUGCAAGAACGUUGUCACAAUUUGCCACCUCUUUUUCUUCCCCUGCACCGUGCUGCCUUCUUGCGGUAUGUCAUUAACUUUGUUGCACACAUAUAUCAACAGCUUCUAUUUAUCAAGUGCGCAUUGAACUGGAACGUGCUUGGCGGGUGUAUCAUACAGGGAGAAGUACGAAGGUGUCCGGUGAAAUUUCGAGAACUGAGCUUGUUACUAUACACAACGCUAACUCUCUCCUUCAAAUCUUCAGUUUUUGCUCCUCUUUUGGAGGGAAAAGUCCUUCCCGAGAUAUUCUUUUAUACAGUGUUUUGCACUGUCGUCGAACUGAUGCCUGUGGCUCAGAGAACAUCAAGGGGACUUGUAAGCUAGAGGAAACAUGUAUUAAUCUUUUUCUACGUGGCUCAGAGAACAUUAGAUUCGGGUGCUUAAACCAACGAUAAAUCGCCCUAUCCGUUAGUUCUCGAAAAAUUAA